CCUGUCGCCCGGUCUGGAUGUUGAGGGAAGCUCUGCCGGUCUUUUAGCCAAGUGUAGCAUCUGCAUUUUUAACAGUGCCAGCUGCCGUCAGGGUGCACAGUGCGUGGUAUCUUUAAACGUGGCAAAAGAAGGCAUUGGACAUACGAUAAAUAAGGAAGAUGGCGGCCAACGCGGCGACGAUGCGCGUCCUGAUCAAAGGCGGGAAGGUGGUGAACGACGACUUCACGCAGGAGGCGGACGUGUACAUCGAGAACGGCAUCAUCCAGCAGGUGGGGCGGGAGCUGAUGAUCCCGGGCGGGGCCAAGGUGAUUGACGCCACGGGCAAGCUGGUCAUCCCCGGCGGCAUCGACACCAGCACCCACCUGCAGGAGAGCUUCAUGAACGCCACCACCGUGGACGACUUCUACAGCGGCACCAAGGCUGCCCUGGCCGGUGGCACUACCAUGGUGAUCGGGCACGUCCUGCCGGAGAGGGACGCGUCCCUGCUGGACGCGUACGAGAAGUGCCGCGCCAUCGCUGACCCCAAGACCUGCUGCGACUACGCCCUGCACGUGGGCGUCACCUGGUGGGGGCCCAAGGUGCGGGCGGAGAUGGAGACCCUGGUUCGGGAGCGGGGGGUGAACUCCUUCCAGAUGUUCAUGGCCUACAAGGACCUGCACAUGCUGCGGGACUGCGAGCUGUACCAGGCCUUCCAGACCUGCAAGGACAUCGGCGCCGUGGCGCGCGUCCACGCGGAGAACGGCGAGCUGGUGGCCGAGGGAGCCAAAGAAGCUUUGGAUCUGGGCAUCAGUGGUCCAGAGGGUAUUGAAAUAAGCAGACCUGAGGAGCUGGAGGCCGAGGCCACCCACCGCGCCAUCACUAUCGCCAACAGGGCCCACUGCCCGCUCUACCUGGUCAAUGUGUCCAGCAUGUCUGCAGGGGAUGUCGUGUCCUCGGCUAAGAUGCAGGGUAAGGUGGUGCACGCAGAGACCACCACGGCGCACGCGGUGCUGAACGGGCUGCACUACUACCACCAGGACUGGGCACACGCUGCAGCCUACGUCACUGUGCCCCCGCUGCGCCUGGACCCCAACACGCCCAACUACCUGAUGAGCCUUCUGGGAAACGACACGCUGAACGUGGUGUCCUCGGACCACCGGCCCUUCACCACCAAGCAGAAGGCCAUGGGCAAGGAGGACUUCACCAAGAUCCCCCACGGCGUGCCGGGCAUCCAGGACCGCAUGAGCGUCAUGUGGGAGCGCGGCGUGGUCGGAGGCAAGAUGGAUGAGAACCGCUUCGUGGCAGUGACAAGCUCCAAUGCCGCCAAGAUCUACAACCUGUACCCCAGGAAAGGGCGGAUCAUCCCGGGAGCGGACGCUGAUGUGGUGGUGUGGGACCCCGACGCGACCAGGACCAUCUCCGCGGCGACGCAGGUGCAGGGCGGCGACAUCAACCUCUACGAGACCCUGCGUUGCCAUGGCGUUCCCCUGGUAACCGUCAGCCGCGGGCGGGUGGUGUGCGAGAACGGGGUGUUCAUGUGCGCGGAGGGUUCCGGAAAGUUCUACCCGCUCAGGACCUUCCCCGACUUCCUGUACAAGAAGAUGGUCCAGAGAGAAAAGUGCCAAGCUCUGAAGGGUGUGGAGCGGGCCCCCUACGUUGGCGAUGUUGCCAUCGUGCACAACUCGGGCAAGAAGGAGGCGGGGCCUCCUGACGGGGACACGCCCACUCGACCCUGCACCCGACACGGGGGGAUGAGGGACCUGCACGAGUCCAGCUUCAGUCUGUCUGGUAACCAGGUAGACGAUCAUAUUCCAAAGAGGUCUUCAGCCAGGAUUCUGGCGCCCCCUGGUGGCCGGUCCAGCGGCAUCUGGUAACCACGGAAACCACUAUCACCGGGACCAAACAGAGUUUCGCAGCUGUGGUGUGCACACCGUGACCACACACACACACACACACACACUACCGGGCCAGAACACUGAGAAAAAUCUGUCUUUAGUUUGUUUUAAAAAAAGAAAAAAGAAAAAGAAAAACCAAGCCAGAAAACUGCACUGAUUUUAAUAAGGCAAGUGAUUUAAUUUAGGAAAUCUGUUUUAACCGCAAAAAACCUACCACAACUACAAAUAAGAUAAAUAUUCGAAAGACCAAACAAGACAAAACAAAAAUAUAAUAAUAUUGCACUGUUUUGUAAUUGGAAGUGAACACUGCUCCUCGAUGCACAGUGACUGAUCCAAAUUUUGUGUAUGAUUUGGAAUGAUUGGGAAUGAAUCCUAAAAACGUGUGUUAGUGAAAAUGACACGAUCAUUUACAAGUGAUCUCUAUCCAUUGUGGAAAAAGAGUAUAUAUAUAUAACAUAUAUGUUCUCUUAGUUGUGGUUCUAAUAGGUUAUACAAUGGAACAGUACCUUUUACCAGUAUGGUUGUAAGACAAGUCCGAAAAUAAAUUGCGCCUGCAUUGGUCUUUUUUUUUUUCACGAAAUGCCUGGCACAAGAGGACGUUUUGUUGAAUAUCUCUGAAUGACAUAUAUAUAUAUAUAUAUAUAUAUAUAUAUAUGUUUUAAAAAAAAAACAGUACAGUUUUUUUGGUUGGGUUGCUAAAAUCGGUGUUGACUGGAGUUAUUUAACAAUACUAGAAGUUGAAAAAUGCAUAGCGCUAAUAGAUGUAGAAUAGUCAUAAUUGCAAACGUGCUUUUUGUCAUCGUGUCUUCUCGUUGCCACGGAUACGUCUGAGAAAGUGAAAUCCUCCCAGUUUACAUCUGUGUGAUUGCUGCUUCCUGAGAUUUCCCACCCUGGGAAGCUACAAUCUUCCUUCAAGCUCUGCACCCCGCUAACCUUUGUGUUCUUUUGUUUUGUUUUUUUGUUUAUGGUUGUUCUAGCUGCAGCAUCAGGCAGUUGGUUCUUGCCCUUUUUAAAAUAUGAUCCAUUACUUCCUGUUAUGACAUUUUAGGGCAUUGUUCUUGUUGUUGUGUAUCACCCAGUGGCACUUAUAAUUUCAAUUCCAAUUCUCUCUCUCUCUCUUUCUCUGAUCGUUUUUUUGUUAUUUUUCGUGAUGAAGCUUAAAUGUGGUGAUGAAGUCCAGCUGCUUCGAUAUGUAUCUCUUGACAUCUUCGGCUUUCUCCAGAAAGCGUGGGGAA
Anguilla anguilla (European eel) is the source of this 3109-nucleotide messenger RNA. RefSeq names its product dihydropyrimidinase like 5b (gene dpysl5b). The coding region runs from base 159 to 1853 and encodes 564 amino acids. The transcript has 13 exons. NCBI's taxonomy places the organism in Eukaryota, Metazoa, Chordata, Actinopteri, Anguilliformes, Anguillidae. The record is from RefSeq and is a predicted model, not a curated record. Gene Ontology annotation, cellular component: cytosol; cytoplasm. Gene Ontology annotation, molecular function: hydrolase activity, acting on carbon-nitrogen (but not peptide) bonds, in cyclic amides.